This is a messenger RNA of Fusarium musae, 2355 nucleotides long. RefSeq lists its product as uncharacterized. The coding region runs from base 1 to 2355 and encodes 784 amino acids. NCBI's taxonomy places the organism in Eukaryota, Fungi, Ascomycota, Sordariomycetes, Hypocreales, Nectriaceae. The transcript has 2 exons. The record is from RefSeq and is a predicted model, not a curated record.
AUGCGUCUGGUCGGUCUUGUCGUAGCCCUCGCCGCAUUGGCGGAGGCGCAAUUCCCAGAAACUCCUGGAGCCAAUGGUGAACCUACCACCACGACUCUUCACCCUCUUCCCUUUGAGACUACUUCAUCUGAUAUUCCUGUCUUCGAUAAGACGACUUCUUCAGAUAUUGCAUUUCCAGAAACCAGCACAGGUGUCCCGGUUUCUGAUAUUGUGUCUACUUCGACCGAUGUCUUGCCUGAGCUGCCUGAGUCCAAGAGCACCGACAUUGCGGUUGACAGUACUUCUACUGCUAAUGGCGAGUCGCCUCUUGACUCGAUAUCCUCAGGUAAUGUCCCUAUUGAACAACCCACUACUGGGACAGAACUGCCCACUGGUCAUGAGACUACGACUCAACAGUCACCAGCUAUCGACACUACAACGUCGCAGGAGCCCCCCAUAGCAGAAGUAACUACUCAGCAACCUCCUGCCCUCUAUACUACCACCACUGUUCAGACACCUGUUAUCGAGCCUACUAGCCAGCAGCCUCCUGCUCAAGACUCCACAACUGAGCAACUGACAUCGCUGGAUACCACUUCCCAACCUUUUGUUGGAGAAGAGACUACCAGUACCCAGGCGCCUGUUGUCGUCAUCACUUCCUCAGAACAGCCUGUUGAGGUGCCAUCAACGACUGAGAAGCCUGAGGACCCCAAGCCUACUACUACUGAGCAGGAGGAAGCUGAGCCUACUAGUAAAGAUGAGGAGUCUGAUCCUAAGUCUGAAGACUCAGACAAUGAUGACCCCAAGACCAAGGAUGAGACUGACCCUGAGCCCACCACCAAGCAAGAUGAAGCUCCUAUCACAGUUCCUCCUGCUGCUGUCACUGCUGAGCCCCAAGAGACCAUAUUUGGUGUCAGCGAUAACACUCUGCAUAGCACCAAGGAUAGUGAUGGCAAUGAUGUUGUUGUCCCUGUCCUCUUUGGCCCCUCCUGCCUGAUCUUUUGUGAGCAUGCUGGCAAAGACAAUGGUCCUGGCGGCAUUGUUCUUUGGGGUAUUGGGCCUGCACCUGGAAGCUACGUCCUUCCCCCUCUCCCUGGCAUCACUCCAGCUCCAUCAGCUGUCAUCCUCGAAGGAGGUGUACCAACACCAGUUGGGACUCAGACACCCGAGGAUCCUAAUGAUCAGGAAGAUGAUGACGAUGACGAUGACGAUGACAAGAGUACUGCUGAGUCUACCGCACCUUCCACUACUGAGGCUAGCACCACUGAGCUGCCUCAGCUAUCGAUGGGCGUUGAGACGGUCGUAGUGAACGUUGAUGCUACUCCUGCCACCGGUGCCACCUCCAGUGAAGCUACGACGGAGGCCGCCAGCACUGAAGCAUCUACCGAGACUACUGGGCUUGCCCAAUUGUCUAUGGGCGUGGACACCGUCGUCGUAGACGUCGAUGCGACUCCAACAACUGGAGAAACUACUGAAACUUCUGUCACUACUUCUACUGAGACCACUGAGGCUACCACUCAGACGACUGAGCUUCCUCAGCUGAGCAUGGGAGUCGAUACGGUCGUUGUCGAUGUUGAUGCUACCGCUACUACAGGAGGCACCACUGAGACCUCGGCUGAGUCUGCCACUACCGAAGGGUCGAGCACUGAGAUUUCCGAGACCACGGAAACUCAGGAUACCACUUCUGCCGAGAUGACUUCAACAGAGGCCGCAACUGCUGAGUCGACGACAGUAGGACCUACAUCUACUGAGACUUCUGUGCAGUCUACUACUUUCGCUACCUCCACCACUACCAAGGAGCCUGAACGCGAGUAUCCUUGCAUCAUUCACGCCAAUCCCGGCAUUGAUCCUUACUGCGCCUGUGAGACUACAGUCAGUGGCAAGGGAUUCUAUGUUUCCACUGAUUUGAUCUCAUCGUCCUGCGCCGACUACACGACCUUCCCUUCCUCUAUCGCUACCGAUGCUUUUGAGCCCAAGGUGACCGAGAAGCCCGAUCCUGAGCCUUACAUCAAGACCGAUGAUGGAACAGUGGUUUCUUACCCCGACCGCACAGUCAAAGUUGGAAACUACCCUGGUGGAAAGUAUACUUACACCCAGGGUGUCGGAGACGGCGUCACGCUCGAGACUCCUCUGCCCACGCAGACUGAUGCGAACAACAAGGGCUCUAGUCAGUGCGGUAGCAUCGAUGAUGCAUGUGACCGUGCUUUGAACGAUGGUUUUGAUGACGAGACGACAUACACGGACUAUGUAUCGCGCUAUGCUAGGAUCAAGAGCGGCAUGAUCAUGCUCGCGUCGUUUGGCCAAGCUGGUUGCACGGCCCAGUUCAAGUGCGAUGACUAUGGUCUCGGAAUGAAGGGCAAGGAUAUCAAGGAUGCGUAA